AUGCGAGGCGAACAAUGGACCGGGAGAAAGUUGCCCAAGCGUAUCAGGCGAUAUGCUGGGAUUCACCGCGCCUGGCACCAAAUUAGGGUCAUCCAGCUGUCGGUUCGCCAGUUGCGAUUAGCGGGGUUUCAGCAGGCCGUCAGAGUCGCACAGGCUAGUGCUGGAUUCCUCAAGAAGCGUCUGGAUAAGUGGAUUCACUGGGCCGGAGCUAGUCCACACCCUUACAUUUGGUGGCAACUCAAUAACAUCGGAAAGAGGCAUCUAGUCUACAGGGUGCCUACGAGAUGGGGAGAGGGAAAGAGAACAGCGCGAAGCACAGUCCAGGUUUUGGACCCAGUCCUUCAAUUUGGUGGUCGAGGACCAGCCGAAGUGGUGAAGAGUGAGCAGCCAUCCGUCACUGUCCACCAUCCGGUCUUAUCAGUGGAUGGGGUUGAGACAGCGCAUCCGAAUAGGUGGAGAGCACCCAUUCAUUGGUGGGCUGAUCUGUCAGAAAGUGUCAUGCGAACACACUGGAAUGCACUAGAUAUCAGAUCCGACAGGCCUUGUCCAAGGCGAAUCAUUCUUUAUCCGCUCAAUAAUAACUACUACUUACAACCACCACAAAAGAUUGGGAUGGAAAGAAUCCGGAGUACUUCCAUCCAUUCAUUCAUCCAUCCUGACCAUCACGUGCCCAUCCUCAACAUUCUUGGACUGUUUCGACGCCCAAUUAUUGACAACCUGGAAACCUUGUCCGACGGCUAUUAUACUGGCGCUAUUCCUUUAGAAAGCGCUGCCCCUUUUAUACAAAAGCAAAUAUUUAGCUACACUUAUCGACGCCCUCUGAAGAGCCCGAACUUUGAGACCAAGUCCGGUUGA
This is a messenger RNA of Aspergillus niger, 855 nucleotides long. RefSeq lists its product as hypothetical. Lineage: Eukaryota; Fungi; Ascomycota; Eurotiomycetes; Eurotiales; Aspergillaceae. The transcript is spliced from 5 exons. The record is from RefSeq and is a predicted model, not a curated record. Bases 1 to 855 code for a protein of 284 amino acids.